Messenger RNA from Daphnia pulicaria, 1019 nucleotides. RefSeq names its product Golgi-associated plant pathogenesis-related protein 1-like. Lineage: Eukaryota; Metazoa; Arthropoda; Branchiopoda; Diplostraca; Daphniidae. Gene Ontology annotation, cellular component: extracellular region. The record is from RefSeq and is a predicted model, not a curated record. Bases 281 to 889 code for a protein of 202 amino acids. The transcript has 5 exons.
AGAACAUGUUGCCAAGCUGCGUGUCAUUUAUGUUGAUUAGGUGAGUUUGGUGGUGUUGGUUGUUAGUCGUGCAGCUGUAUCUCCCGGAUAUGGGCGUUGAAAGCGCUCGUCGAUCUCAGGGGCCCAGUGCCUCUUAAUUUUUAAGAAUUCACCGCAAUUGAUGUUAAUUUUCAGCCGCAUAUUUCCCAAAAUGAUUAAGGAGGCUGAAUUAUCUGGAGCUAUAAAAUGACAAGGAUUUUGAAUAUUCAUUUCCUCUUGCAUUUGGAUCCGAAACGUGGAAAUGCAUUUUCAAAGUCUUUUCUUGGUCGCUAUGACCUGCUCUCUUUGCUGGGUGAAUGCGGAUGAUGGUUCAACUAGUCCACUCAUUCAACUUGACGAAUCCGGAAUGGAUAGCUCCUCUGAAUACGAGGAACCAAUGGGUCAUGAUUUAGAGGAUCGCUCAGUCAAUUCUUUCUAUCUGCAAUGUCUCAAAGCUCAUAACAAAUAUCGCCGGAGGCACGGUGUUCCGUCGUUGGUUCUCGAUCGGAACUUGAAUGCCAAAGCAAGAAGGUGGGCCAAAACGAUGGCAUCUCGAAAUAGUUUAUUCCAUAGUGGGAUCAAGGGUUACGGUGAAAACCUUUACGCCAGCUGGGGAACGCAAGUGACUGGCAGAAAUCUGGUGGAUUCCUUCUACAAAGAAAUUAAAUAUUACAACUAUAAUGCCCCGGGUUUCUCCAAGAAGACAGGCCACUUUACCCAAGUUGUGUGGAAAUCUUCAAAGGCAAUGGGCGUUGGUGUGGCAAAAGGAAGCGACGGUGGUACUUACGUCGUACUUGUCGCUGUUUUAUACUACCCGCAGGGUAACUAUCAAGGCCAAUUCCGUGCCAAUGUUCCACGACCACGGUACUAAAUCAGUACCGGUGAAAUGUAUAAGUGAAUGGAAUAUUUUGGGAUAGGGAUCGAGGGGUAUGCUGGUUGAAUGCUGUAAUUGAAUAGUUAUGGAUAUAAUAAAGUCAAGCCAUUGAAUUGGUCCGGUAAAA